CUGGCUUGACAACAACAUGAUUGAAGGCCCCCUGCCAACUGGGCUGUGCUCGCUGCCCUUUCUUUGGCGCGUCAUGAUGAGCAACAACUACCUCUACGGAGAGCUCCCAGACUGCCUCUUUGACAAGUGUGUCAACCAAAUUGAUGUGAGCAACAACAGCCUGUACGGGCAUGUCAACCGCGACUUCAGGAACAUGGUGGCAGACGGCGGUGCCCUCAUCAACUUGGCUAACAACUACUUCUUUGGCGAUGCUGUGCUCUUUGCUGACGGCUGCAAGGUCUGCCCCGUUGAGAUCACCGAGCCCAACAACCUGGGCAUGGGGGAUACCUUUGAUGUGUUUGCCGGCAAGUGUAAUAACGUUGCAGCCACUGGGCUGCGAGAUAUCUCAGUGGCGGGGGCAGGCAAGCAGGCGAGGGUGAGUCUGUCGGGCAACUGCCUGACGCUCAGACCUGAUGCGGAGUGCUCCUCCAACGCCAUCCAGCACAGCAAAGCAGCCUGCCAGGCGUUCUGCAGCAUCACGGACAAUGGCCCGUGUGACGGCCGUGGGGAGUGUGUGCCGCCUGCACCCGGUUCCACCUCCAACUUCACCUGCCUCUGUGAUGCCGGCUACUCUGCUCUCGACUUGGGCAACGGCUCUACCUGUGCCAUUGUCAACUCCACCACCACCACUGUGUCGUCGCUCUCCACGGGCGCCAUAGUGGGCAUUGCUGUGGGCUGCUUUGCUGGCCUCACUUUGCUCGCUGCUGUGCUUGCAUGGCUGCUGUGGCCCCGCGGACCAAAGAAGUGGGAGGGGCUGGUUGUGUGUGAGCAGUUCUCGCUGCAGCAGAUUAUGAAGGCCACCAACAACUGGUCGGACGACAAUGUGCUGGGCAAGGGUGGCUUUGGCAUUGUCUACAAAGGCUACUCGCCUCAGGGCCAGCUGUGGGCUAUCAAGCGAUCCACCGUCAUGACCAAUGACUUUGAAGUAGAGGUGCGAGCCAUGGCGUCUCUCCACCACGCGCAUCUCGUUCGCCUGCUGGGCUUCUGUCUGGAUCCGAACGUGGAGACGGGCAAGCAGGAGCAGAUCCUGGUGUACGAGUCUGUGGGCAACAGGGACCUCGAGUACUAUAUCCACUCCACCAAGA
Molecule: messenger RNA, 1124 nt
Organism: Closterium sp. Yama58-4
Lineage: Eukaryota; Viridiplantae; Streptophyta; Zygnematophyceae; Desmidiales; Closteriaceae
Source: the annotation of a GenBank genome assembly